Molecule: messenger RNA, 1151 nt
Organism: Diabrotica balteata
Lineage: Eukaryota; Metazoa; Arthropoda; Insecta; Coleoptera; Chrysomelidae
Source: the annotation of a GenBank genome assembly
UUGUUUUGUUAUAAAUUCAAGUGGCAAUUCAUGGUUGACAAUAGGAAUCAAUUAUAAUUACAUAAAAUAACUUCGAAAAAUUUAUUGUAAUUAGUAAUAUAAAAAAAUUCAAAACUAAAUACUAACAAAAAAUGACAUGAAUCCCCUUGCUGUCCUUUUGUGUCUAAAAACGCAGCGCGCAUGUCUAUUUAGAUGAAACAUGGCCGGUCGUAGCGGUUAUGAUGAUAGAGACAACAGAGAUUAUGGUGGUGGAGGCCGACGAGGAGGUGGCAAUACAGGAGGAGGCAGAAAACCUCUUCCUACUGAACCUCCUUUUACAGCUUACAUAGGAAACAUUCCUAGUGGAGUUAUCCAAGGAGACAUUAAUGUUGUAUUUAAAAGUUUGAAUGUCAAGAAUAUAAGACUUGUCAAAGAUAAAGAAACUGAUAGGUUUAAAGGCUUUGGAUAUGUGGAAUUUGAGACCUUACAUGACCUAGAACAAGCCAUUACCAUGAAUGUAGAGAUUGAUGGUAAUAUACUCAAAAUCGAUGUUGCUGAUGGCAAAAGAAACGAAAGAGGCGGCGGUUUUGACAAAGGCGGCAGAGGUGGCGGUAGAGGGAACAGAGGCGGCGGUUUUAGGGGCGGCGAGAGGUAUGGUAAUGACGAUUUUGAAGGACGGCCUCUUUCAAGAGGGAACUUCAAUGAUAGAGAUAGGGGUGGCCAUAGAGGAAAUUACGGUGACGAUGGACACAGGGGUGAAGUGGUCUGGUCUCAGAAUAGGGGACGUGGAGGUAACCAAGGUGGUGGUGGUGCUGGUGGUGGAGGAGCUGGUGGUCCGGCUGGCGGCUUCGGCGGUGGCAAACCACGACCGGAAAGGAAGAGUUUUUCAGAGGAUCUCCCCAGUGGUCCCCCAGAUACCUCAGGCAGGCCAAAGCUGAAACUGCUACCAAGAACGGUGAAAGCGCCGAUAAACGCAUUAGCAGAUUCGGAAAGAAGUGUAUCCAUCUUCGGUGCAGGUAAACCGAGAGAAGAACGAGCCCCAUCAACGGAAAGUAAAGAUGAUUAAUUUGUGUGUUUUGUUUUCUCUUUUUUAAGUUAUUGUAAAGAUAAUAAUUUUACAUUUACGCAAAAAUGUAACCUUAAUAAAAGUAUAAAAGGAAUUUUUUACAGAG